GUAAGUCAUGAAAAGGGUUUGAAAUGGGAGAGUGAAGUGUCGACAACCCCGUAGCUACAUAUAAAGCGCCGAGCGCUCGACACACGCAUUACCCUGCCGACGCCUGCGCAAGUGUUUUCCUUGGUGUUGUAACAAUGACGGCGUUUUUCUACAUGGCGAUCGCCACGUUCAUAUCCGCGACGGCUUGUCUCCCGAUGUCACAUCCGUAUUCCAAUUCCGAUCAAAUGGAACAUCUGAAUCCCUUGGACUAUUAUUUACGGAAUCAAGACGCUUCAAAUUUUUAUCAACCACAGCAACAAGACGCUUCGAAUGGUUCACCAGCUCGCCUCGAGACCUUGGAGCCUGACAGUGAAGUGGAACUCAUUCCCGGCGCACAACCUCCACAACAACCACCGCAGCAGGUGCCCGUGUCUCCAAAUGUUCCCGGAUUGAUGCCAGGACAGAGAGUGUUCAUUGUUCACAUGCCGGUACCAGGACUAAGGCCGGGAUCAAUCGGAGGCUAUCAGCCUGUGUACAUAGUCGGGGCAGCUCCGCAAGGAAACAACGCCUAUCCUGGUAACGGUUAUCAAAGUACACUGCUGCUGGGUCCACAAGUAAUCAACUAUCCUCAAGCUCAAGCGAGUCCUAAUUACGUGUUCGGUGUCCCAGGAUCUGGGCCUUACGUCGCGUAUCAGAACCCUGGAUUAUACCAGCAAAUUCAACCAGCUCAGGGAAGUCCAAGCCUGCGUCUGGCUCAACUAAUCUCACUCCAGGAUCAGACACAGCCUAUCGUCGUAGGAUCAAAUGCCCCCAAAGCUGAACUGAAAAGCCAAGCUAAUGCCGAAGUAAAGGAACCCGCUGCGGAAAACCAAAAUAGUUCACAAAAAUCGCAAUCAUGAAUAUCUACAUCAAAAUAAAUCACGUGUUUAACUAACAUUAAUGUAAAAUUAAUUUUAAUAAAUAGUGAUUAAACUGUAGCAAAA
Danaus plexippus (monarch butterfly) is the source of this 962-nucleotide messenger RNA. RefSeq lists its product as uncharacterized. The record is from RefSeq and is a predicted model, not a curated record. Lineage: Eukaryota; Metazoa; Arthropoda; Insecta; Lepidoptera; Nymphalidae. The coding region runs from base 135 to 878 and encodes 247 amino acids. The transcript has 9 exons.